Molecule: messenger RNA, 636 nt
Organism: Leptosia nina
Lineage: Eukaryota; Metazoa; Arthropoda; Insecta; Lepidoptera; Pieridae
Source: the annotation of a GenBank genome assembly
AUGAAGAAUUUUCCAGUGUUCGUGUUUCCCGUGUCAUUAGAAUUUUAUUUGAAUGCCAGACAUACCCACAAACAGUUAUUAACUGUGUACAAUCCAUACGACUUUUCAGUAAAUUUUCAAGUGCUAUGUACGUCACCAAACAAAUUUACAGUUAUCGAUCCAGAUGGUGUAAUAGCACCUCAAAGUUGUAUAGAUAUUGUUGUUCGCUACACACAACCAUCACUAACGCACUGCAAUACAGUUGAAAAGUUUAGGAUAACUAUGUAUGACAAGAACACCCAUCAGGCUCUAGGUAAAAGAGACAUACCAACAAAAUUGAUAGAAGGGGAACCCUUGAGCAUCAAUCAAGAGAGUUUAGGAGAUAGCUUUCACCCCUUAACAUCUCCUCGCCCAGCACUAGUAAGAUCUAUUGAUGAUGCGACCAAAGUUACAAGCAGUCAUCAUAGGGAUCAACAGCCUAUAAAUGUAGUAGCAGUGGUAGUAAGUAUAUGUUGUAUAGCUGCUCUUCUUCUGCCUACGCAGCCCGACCAAGUUGUAAAAUCACAAUUACCAGAGUGGCUCCAUGUUGGGUCUAAUCUAAAAUUAGUGUUCUCUUUUGUUUUGGGAUUAGUUAGCAUGCUAGUUUUGCGGCCUUAG